UAUACAGGUUCCUAAGCUUUGGUAAUGGAAGAUGUAAGCAGGGUAUAGCAAUGUAUACGCGCGAUUGUACCGGCCGUCGACCUCUGCGUAGUUUGAGGCGUCAAGCGGCCGGGGUUAAUUCAUCAGAAGGUGCGGCUUUCUGCGAUAUACAGCACGAUUCUGAAAGCAUAGAUGUCGACGAAGUUAUAUUCUGCGUCUUGGACAGUCUAGUGGAUGGAAGCGCGGAGACUGAGUGCGCAGCCACCAGUGCCGUACUCAGCUUUGCAAGGUCGCAGCCGAAUUUCACUAUCCGUGCCAUUCUACACUUCAUUGAGGUACAGAAGACAACUGAGCUACACCAGAGGCAGCUGUUGUCACUACUGCGCAAGUGCAUUACUGAAUGCCAUGCGACAAUACCAACCACUGUGAUGCGAGAUGUACUGCUCUUCAUGCUGAAGGAGUUGAAUUUUUUGAGUUCUGGCGACUUGAGGCAGUCGGUGAUCAUAGAUGCCGUCAAUGAAACGGCGGUACUAUGCCCGGCAUUCUCCGUUGACGUCAUACUGGCAUUUAUACGAGAUAUGCGCCAGGAAGACCAGGGUGUAACAGACACCUUAUGCAUAUACAUCCGGGUACUGGCACACGUAUACUCACAUGCCGCCACCAAUGAUUAUAUACGUGGCGUAGAAGUGAUUGGGCAGAUUUUUUCGCUUUACGAUGACGCAACGUUGAGUGUAGAAACUGGCGAGCUCUGCCAUAACCUAGCGUCCCUGAUGUAUACAUUAUCCAGGGCUUUGUAUCCGAUAAAGGGCGUGACGUAUACUUCGUUUGAUAUUAAUGACAUACGGUUGUACGACGCUUUGGCAUUGGAAAACCCCUGCUUCCGGAGAUUUGUACAUUGGCACCGAAGGUACCUGUUAAACAAACCAUGCAUAGGCUCACAGCAGGCGGAGAUACAACAUUUCAGCAGCUUGAAUACCACCACAGUUGGAGCUGAUAGUGACAUUGUGUGGUCAGCUCGAUCCCGUGAAUCUAUAUCGCAGUCAUCAGGACGUCGACAGGUGGUAAGGACGCUGUUGGAUGAUUCCUAUAAUAGAAGCUCUCAGUCAUCUAACCAGAGGUCAGUAUCGCAGAUAGAACACACGGAUUACCUAUCUAAUCGCCUGGAUGAUACUGCGGAUAUGCGGACUCCACCAGCAGUACUUAGCAGUGGAUACAAUACCCGGUACAACUCACUCGUAAACGAAUCCACCACACGAAACCAUUGCGGUAGACCGCGGCCGUUCCACAGAUCAGCCAGCGUAAUUUUAACAGAACCUUUGGGAAAUAAGAGCGAUCCAUUGCUUGUACACCAUGGACUCGCUACUCUUCCAUUGAAGCCAUACCACUCGGUUGACAGAAUUUAUGACCCAUUGCCCAUAAUAGGUUUGGAUACGAUUUCACGUGAUAUUUUAGGCAGCGCGGGAACUCACCAUGGCAGCUACAUGGCAGGGUUAGAGGCUAAUAACCACGAACCUGCCACAACGCCGAUACCGCAAUUCACUGGGAAACAUUGGAACACGGAUGACAGUAGUUCCAACCCGUACACCACAGCUUCACCUAUAUGCCCUUCGGUUAAAUCUGGCUUUGGGAAUGUAGUUAAUUUCCAAGAAGUGUUAGAGCCGAUAUUUUCCUUGCUAAUAGACAGAGCAUUGCUGUCGUUAUACACGCAUCCGCAUUACAAUGCCACAUGCCUAGAGACUCUGUUUUCUUUGUCACUGCUAGCGAAACACGUGUCGGACCCUGUGUUGACAGGCUAUGGCGCUAGGCUACUGGAUGCCAUUAUCGUCAAAUUCCACCACUACCUGCCAAACCUAGGGUACCAUGCGGCACAUAGCUCACGUAGUGCGUGGAUGGCGCUACACAAGGAGCACAGUGACACUUACCGCAACAAGAUAGCCACUAUAUUCAUAUCGAUAGGUGCAUACGGGGAUAAGGUGACGAUGCUACCGCCAGCGAUGCUGGCAGUUGCCCUGAUCAAGCUCUGUAAAGUCCUAGUUGCCAGGCAUGCAUAUACCAUUGUGACGCAGCUGCCAAAUGUAUGCGAAGUGCUGUUUGGUAUGGUCUACGGACUACACGCCUGCGGUAAAGGAGGGCUUCUGGUAUCUUGCGAUAGCAGCGUUGUCGCUUUCUCCGAUAAUGACGAAGUUCUCUUGCAGGGAUGCACAGUGACUGAAUACCUUGAUAUCAGUUCACAAGCCAGCUGCAAGCAUUUUUUGCGCACUAUUGUGAGCCUAUGCAGAUUCCUAGCAGCAACACCGGUUACGCAGUGUUACUUCUUUGACUUUUUAUUCCGAAAGAUAAGAUCAACUGUAGAUCGUGAUGUCUCAGCGGCCAUAUUCAUGCUCGCUUGGGCAUGCUCCGUGAAACAGAUAAGGGAUUCGCUGGACAUGCCAGGUCAUUAUGCAGUGGCCUGUAGCGGGCCUAUAUUCUGGCGGUUAAUAGAGACGGUGCACAUGCUGCUAGGACGUAUGACAGUCGAGAGUGCCAACCCGCUGGUGCUGAGGUUAAUAGUCACGCUGAUCAAUCACAUAUCUAGAGGCCAGUGGAUGCUACUACACUGUUUAUCGGGAUAUAGGCCUGCCAGCAACUACAGCCAGGAGUUUUACCCCGAGUCCUGUGAAAUGCGAGUUACGAGGCCAGUACACGCACUCAUAGAUUUCGUAUUCAGCCUUAAGGUGUUGUACGAUUUGGAAAAGCGAGUGGCGGAGAAUAAUUUGGUCACCAAAGGAGCUAACCCCAAGCUUACACUGGAGUUCUUCCGGAAGAUAUACUGCGGCCACCAUAGUUCAAACUACGAUUUGGGGCUCCUGGUCGUCGGUAGCAGAAGCUUCCAGAGAUUCCUGCUGAGGUAUAGUGGUGACCCUAUUCUGGCAUACCUCGUCCAAAUUGUGCUGACCAAUUCCAAAAUGAGUGUUUUCACAGCACUUAGGGGAUUGUGCUCCUUGAUGACCAGGGUUGAGCCUAGUGUAGACCUGCUGUCAAAGUGCUCGAAGCAUGCCGUAACCAGGCUUUUAGCGUUUGUACUGGUGUAUAUGCACGACCCCGUGAACUACUUUGGCGAAGCGCAUGCUGCCUCAGUAUUACUCCCAUAUAUUACAAAGGCUUUAUACGGACAAAGUGUCGUAUUUGGCGGUACUACGAAAAUAACUAGGGGAGAUUAUCGCGGUAUUGAUAGCUACAUCAUUAUCAACGAACGAAGCGAGUUCUACGGUUACCUGAGUGGCAACGACCAUAUAGUACACCACUUUGAAAAGAUGGGCUCCAUAUUAACCCGAAUCCACCAUUUGGGUAUACAUGCUGGCGUACUGGAUCUAGUGCAACAGUUGUUGAAAAUAUGCCAAACACUGAAACCACCACCGAGUUCAUACAGUUCUUUGCUCAAAUUGGGUAAUGUGCAGUCGUCAAGCCAGCUUAGCCCGUAUCAUGCCAUGGGCAUUCUACAUGUAAUGGCAGUUUGUAGUACCACUUACCGCGAUAUGUGCUCAGGGGUAAUGGAUAUACUAUUGGGAUACAAAGGCCCUAGCGCGCCGUUGACCAAGGAUCACGACGAUCAAGCUGAACACAGCCUGUCACCAAUAAUACCCGUGAUGACACGUUUGGCACCGCUCAUAUUUAACGUCACGGAGUCCGCGAAGUACACAAUGCAGCAGCUGGCGGUAUUCCGCAGGUCACAGCAUAACCACUCAGGGGAUAACCACAUGCUCCUGGAUCGUGUAUUGAGUGACUAUCACCUAUAUUUCGUUCAAAAUCAGGAUGACUAUCUACAGCAAGAGAUGCUAGUUCUACGCGCCCUGAUACUCAAGACUAUAGCGGCCACCAGCGAUAAUCCAAGAGGCGUGUUGCAGAAAGUGUACUACGCAUUACAAUCCAGGUUACCGGGAGGCGGGGCGCUGUUCACUAAAUUCACGUCGUCCAACUUCAACGAAGUUGUUAAAAUAGUGGCAAUCACGGCACUGGGAUACAUAUGCCGCCACUACACGAGGAAUGUCCCGGUUAUUGAUAUUGCGCAGAUGGCACAGCAAGUGUCCAUAAAUCAAGAGGUACUCUACACUCCGACGGAAGAAUCCAAGUUAGUACAACAAUACCUAAUGAGUCUAUAUUCACACGAUGAAGAUCCAGUUGAAGGUAAUGAUGACCAUAAAUGGGCUGAUGCACUACGAUACAUAAUCGCCCCGAUGCUAUACUUUAUGCACUUUGAAGGUGACACUACCGUGCAAAUGGCAAUUGCACGUGCGAUAUUACUUUCGGCCAGGGGCAAUAUCGACGGUAAACUGAAUAAGUCACAUAUCAGGUAUACUAUAGUGUCUCUUAAAAGGAUACUAUACUUCAUGUCGAAGCCCAGUCUAAAGGAAUUUGGGUCGAAUCAGUACCACGAUUCAAGCGCGUGUGAAAACCAAUGUGCGCAUCUGUUUAGGAGCGCUAGCUGGGACCUCAACUUCUCAGACAUCAAGGCAUUCGAACCCGUAAUGAUCAGGGUAGGACAUGAUCCUGCGUCACACUGCUCGAACGUCUCCUUGGCAUACUUCGCUGCACUCUGUAUUGUGUCAGAUAGUUUUACACCCAGCGAUAACGUAAUACCGGCAUUGGAUGUGGUUCUGUCAUUUACUGACUUUUGGCAUCGCCACCUGAAGGAUGGGUCAUUACCAUCUAUACAAGUGGAAGUAAUGGACCUGGCAGCACGAUUCAUGAGCAAUUGCGUUCAAAGCACAGGUUGGCAUGGACUUUCAAAAGUACUAUCCAUGGCAUUGUUCCUGAGUGAUCAAUUUCCCAAUGACCUUGUUAAUAGCAGAGUUUCCCUGGUUACAGAGUUCCUCUCGGAAGUUGAUCUCUCCUAUUUCACCAAGAUGGGAUAUAGUAUCCCACUACUUGAGACAGGUAAAGGAUGUGAUAUCUAUAAUCCACAAGUUUCCAUAGAUGGAGUAUUACCUGAAAAUAAACACCAUACAGAUACCAACCAAUCCGAGGACGACCAUAUCAAAUUUGUUGAGUGCGUGCUUUUGUUGUGGUCACAUCUCUUGAGGCUGGAGCCUGGGAGUACACUUCGACAAUCACUGCAGUGGUGUCUUGAAAGGUUACUAUAUUUCCGCACAUCAUGCCAAGUAGCCGAUGUACCAGUCAAGCGAAACUGCACCCCGAGUGAGAAUUCUUAUCCAAGCACCGUGUCAAUAGGUUAUUCACCCAAUGGUGACACGAGUGUGGCUUUGUCAUCGGAAUCCGGCAUGAACUCAAGUGAUUCUCCCAUCGCGGACUCAGCGGAAAGGAUUGACCUCCUUGUGCCAAAGGAGUCACUAAUGCUUGCUUUGCUAUGCUGCAUGAAAUACCUAUCUGCAUCAAGCUGUAUUUCCACGUCUGUUGCAGAAAUAUUGCAACUUAUACUGGAGCAGCGAUAUGCAGACCUAGACCACGAGCACCUGGAGUCAAUCCUUGCUACGAUAUUCAGUAACUUUGCCACAGCCUUUGAGUCUAGUGAUGUACCAUGUUCUAUGCACAACUUCGUUAUCGACCUGGCGCAAACUGACUUUGAAGUGCUCUGCAACGUUAUAUUCUCGGGAAAGUAUAGUUACUCACACAGCUUCAGGUUAUCUGUAACGGCACUAAUAACACGCAACGCAUGCCUCAUGCUCCAGCUGCUAGAGUUUCUGGAGGAAUGUAUCAUAUCCUCACAUAAACGAAGGGCGAUUUCAAUCUACAAAGUACCCAUGGAUUACAUGGUUGACUUCGUGGAGAGAAUUUAUCUCCGUAGUUCUAGGGAAAUUCAAGUAUCAUCAGAGGGACAGCGUUUCAUUACCACUUUCAUGCUACACUUGUUUCAUCUUAGGGGACAGAAAGGAAACACGCAUCUCGAUAAGGUCGGCCAUCUGUGCCAACAAAUAAUGGCAGCCCAUUAUAAUACUGAGGAGUCAAUCAAUGACACUGGGUCUACAGUUAAUACCAACAGUGCUACUCAACACGAUUCGGAUAGAUUAUCGAUAAAACUGUGCAGAAGUGUUAUUCAAAGAUCCUUGGGGUGCACCAAAUACAUGUUGUCGUUUACAGAAACGUUGCUACAUUACCUGAAAGAAUACGACCCGAAAUUCGUGAAAUCAUGCUUGUCGCUGUUUUGCACAUUGCUACGUGAUGGUGCUUUCACCUGUCACGGCAUACAGGUUCUAGGGAUUAUACAGCGAUUGACAACGAUGAAGGACCUGCAUGAGUUCUAUUAUCAGCUGCUUCACCAUUAUCUUGUCCAGGUGGAUAUCAGAGCAACACCUCUCAAAUUUAGGCAUGAUAACGCCAGCAAUUCAAAGUUUAGACACAGUAUAUCACACAGCUGCUCAGAAGACGACUGCGAGGUGAAUUCUGAGAUGAGCCAUAACACUACCCAUGUGAUGUUGUCGAAGGUCGGUGUCGAUGGUUUGAGAAACCAGGUGUUAAACAGAUCGGUGGUGUCUAUACUAGAUGAUUUAUCAAAAAACCUGCCGGACAAGAUUCUUUACUGGAUGGAAAUGGCAGCAGCAGUUAUAAUAGGGUACAUUACAAAAAAUACGAACAAUAAAGUACAAAACGUUAAAGUACUCAUAGCACGACUGUUAACCUCCCACGAUAUAUUCUGCAGAAGUCGCCCACGCCUGCUCAGAGCAUUUGGAUCAAUGUACAGCGCUAUUAUAACGUGGUUACUGAAGUGCGCGCAGUUGGGCGUACAUAUACCGGCUGAAGUACAGAGAUAUAUGUUGCCUCCACUGGGCGUCGCUAUUUUACAUAAAACGGUAGGGUUGCAGAAUCUGAUACGUGUAAUAUCAAAUUUCAUGAACAAGGGUUAUGCAAAGACGGAUUAUAACAACUGGGUGCAUCCAGUAUUAAUGCGACAUGUCACCCAUACCAAGUCACAGUGGUGUCUUUGUGGAUGCAAUAACCCGAUGUUGCAACAUGGUGUCACAGAACGAUUCUGCAUUGCCAAUGCCUCUUAUUUGCUAGAGCUCUUUUCCAGUUGCUUCCCCGUUAGUACUUCCGAUUGCACGCUGAGCAUUGCAGAUUCACUUGAUUCAGAAAUCACACGUCUACGUAAAGAUGAACACUUGAAACGUACUUCAAAGGUGCUUUUUGGAGUUUCAGACGCAGGGCAGUCGAUGAUGAUAGGGAAGCUAGCUGCAAUGUCCAGCGAGACUUCCUUGGAAGAGCUGAACAACUAUUUUAUGGACCUAAGCGAAGUUUACGGUGGUAUAACUCGAUACAGAAAAUGGCGCGCAAAUCAAUCAACCAUAUUUAACAUACGCAAACUUCGAAUGACCACUGAUAGAGCAGUUAGAACAGCAUCGUUUGAUAAAAUGGAGACAAAACCAUUGAAACGCACUAGUUCAGACGGACCUAAUUUCACAGGAUCAGUGAGGAUAGAUCCCGAUACUAACCAACAAGGUGUCAAAGGUUGCACUUCGCAGGCAUAUGACAACGGUGUUGACCGGGAAAAUGCAGAUUGUGCACCUGCAGACGAAUCAGCCCAGUUGUUGUCAAUGCCUACUAUAGAUGUACAUGACUCUUCAAGAUCGAUGGUCCAUAACAGUGAUGCAAUUUUACAAAGGAGCGCAGGUAGUAAAUAUUUUGACACUAGAGAACGCCUGGGUAUUAUGGGAGCACCUAUAGUAACUCUAACCAGUGAAUUUGGUAGCAAUACAUUCCAAAGCCUGCCUUCAGGAUUGGUAUGUGACGAUGGUAAUAAUGUAGUUGUAGAUGAAAGCUUACGGCACGAUGACACGGGGCAUUCACAGGAUGGUACGCUGGCUAUCCAUGAUGCUUCUAGGCUUCCAAUGGAACAUUCUAUAAGUCAAUGUAGAUAUUUGGAUGACAUGACGAAUUCAUUCAGGACCGAUGUGAAUUCAAACAUGUCAAUUAAUGGUGCUGGAAUAGAUCCUUGUGAUCUGGGAACCAGGUCAAACACCUUGACAAAGGAUAAGAGUUAUCCCAAAGGACGUAAGAAAUCCAUAGGCAAGCAUUUUUCUAAACUGCCAUGCUUCGAUAUCUUUCUGCAACUUGUUUCUAUAGCGGAUUUCGAGUUCCAGAGUGAUGGAAGUAUGAGGCGUAUUAAAGCGUUAAGUGGAGAACGGUUAGAAUCAAAGGAAUUUGGGCAGGAUACUACCGAUGUUACAUUCUUUGAUAUAUCAAGGCUGGAAAUGAUCUGGAACACUACUCUGUAUACAUCGCCACUGGUGUAUAGGCACCUAUUGUUGCAGAAGUAUGCCAACAAACCCCGUCUUUAUUCACGUUUAUUCUCUAGGUCUGAAAAACCACAAUCGCGGUCUGAACCAGUAAAUAUUGCAGCUCCAAAGGUGUCUAGAACUCCUAAGCUUGAACUCUUGAAAAAUGUAGCACCACCUCUUUUGGAGGCGUUGACACCAAAAGGCUCUACGUCUUCUUACAAAUCACAGCAUGACCAUGAGAUACCGGAAUAUGUAAUUGAAAACGCUAUACAAGGUGCUGCAGCUAUAUUGCAGAUGGCAGUACUACACCUCAACAAGGAAGAGGACACUUUGCGGCAGCACGUGCUAGAAAAUUGGCCACGCUGCUUCCUUGAAAUAGCACGAUACAAUGCAAUGAUGCAUUUUGAGGCAUGUGCCAAACUUGCUUCUAAGCAGUUGUGCAUAAUGGCCAAUACAUCAUCAGGCAGAAUCAAGAGAGUCGUGCUGGAAAGCAUGGAACUUUUCGCAAUUAUUCGCUCGAACACACUCCAGUGCGAAUGACACUGAAUGUAGUAAUUUUUGUAUUAUAUAU
This is a messenger RNA of Babesia bovis T2Bo, 8760 nucleotides long. RefSeq lists its product as uncharacterized. The coding region runs from base 51 to 8729 and encodes 2892 amino acids. The record is from RefSeq and is a predicted model, not a curated record. NCBI's taxonomy places the organism in Eukaryota, Apicomplexa, Aconoidasida, Piroplasmida, Babesiidae. The transcript has a single exon.